This is a messenger RNA of Prinia subflava (tawny-flanked prinia), 6653 nucleotides long. Its product is annotated as endogenous retrovirus group K member 5 Gag polyprotein-like. Gene Ontology annotation, biological process: viral process. The transcript has 2 exons. The coding region runs from base 803 to 1735 and encodes 310 amino acids. Gene Ontology annotation, molecular function: zinc ion binding; nucleic acid binding. Lineage: Eukaryota; Metazoa; Chordata; Aves; Passeriformes; Cisticolidae. The record is from RefSeq and is a predicted model, not a curated record.
CAGGGGAACUCAAGGUAUGGGACAGGUCAUGUCCGACGGGAGAGACGUUAAGAAAACCAUCCAGCGCUUGCUGAGCAAGCAUGGAUCCCCCAUUCUUAAGCAGGACCUUAAGUCGCUCCUACGAUGGGUGUCACGCAUGUUCCCCGAUACCACCCCUUCCUCUGUUCUUACUCUCCGCUACUGAGACAAGGUCGGCGUAAAGCUCUACGACCUAGCUACGCUGCCUGGCCACGAGCCAGAGCUGCGCCUGCUUCCUGCAUGGAGGGCGGUCAUAGAAGCGGUUAAAAAAGAGGGGGGGAGCGAGGCAGCCCGUGAGGCUACCGCGGAGACGGCCCCAGAGGCCGUGCCAGACCGAAACCUGCCCAGGUCCCGCUCCCCGUCCCCCGUCCGCACCCCCUCCCCGACGAACGCCAAAGAUAAAGCCCAGCCGCCAGCUGCACCCCCACCGGGAUCCCACCAGCGACCCCAGAGCCGCCGAACGCUAACUGCUUAUGGGGACUCUGACUUUAGCAGUGACGGGGAGUCUUUUGAUCCCAGCCCCGAAAAUGAUCUGGACUUAUUCCCUUCAAAUAGGCAUAACAACUAGUUAAAGAUAAAAAAGAAAGCCCUUAAGGACAGAGACUUUAAUACCGCAGCAAAAAUAUUUGUAGCCCCUGUGCGUCUCGGCCCGAGGGGGGGGAAUCCCCGAUGAGAGCCCUUGAGCCACUCAGAAAUUAAGGAACUGCGCCGUACCGCAACAGAAUACGGUCUAGGGUCCCCUUACUUCAGUAAUUUGUUGAGAGCAACUUUCAGUACUCACCUCAUGACCCCUCAUGAUGUUAAAUCCUUAGCAAACCUUUUGCUCACUCCAACGCAAUAUGCGAUAUUCAUGGCACAAUGGAAAAGGAGACUAGAGAACUUAAUUAUAACAUAUGCAGGGCAAGCAAACCAAGCCCUGGUUGCCUUAACUAUUGACCAUUUAGCAGGGGAGAGAGCGCAUACCGAUCCUAAUAGCCAAGCUGCCUUGCCGAGGGAAACCCUAGAAGAGAUCACGGAGGCAGCUCGUUUUGCAUUUCUUAAAGUCCCUGAUGCAAAAACCCCGCAACAGUCCUUCAUAAAUAUUAAACAGGCUCCCCAAGAACCCUAUAUGCAGUUUGUGGACAAAUUGAAACAAGCACUAGAAAGACAGAUUGAUAACGAUCAAGCCAGAGAAGUUGUGCUCCUAAAACUAGCUAUUGAAAAUGCUAAUGAUGACUGUAAACGACUCUUGAAGGCCCUGCCCCCAGAACCUGAGCCCACACUGCUCCAAAUGAUAAAAGCCUGCAACCGCCUGGGGACAUUGCAGCACACUACAGCAGUGACCUAUCAAGCUGUGAGACAAGGCAUAGCCGAUGCUUUUGCCGCUUUAAAGAUAAUACCCAAAAAGCAGUCAGUUUGUUUCAGCUGUGGGGAGCCCGGGCACAUUAAAAAAGACUGUCGAAAAGCACAAAACCCGAGAACACCGAAUAUGUGCCCUCGUUGCCAGAAAGGUCCUCACUUUGCUAAUUCCUGUCGCUCUAAAUUUCACAAAAAUGGCCAGCCGUUGCAAGGAAACUCAUCUCACAGCGCGGGAUGGCGACGCGUGAAGACACAAGUCCCACAGCCAACCCAGCAGCUGUCACAGCCAGAGCCAACCUUCAGCUUCCAGCCAGCGCAGGCCCUGCCCGCCGGACCAUCUCCGACCUACGUCCAGCAACCCCAGGGAGCGCCAGAUUAGACAUUUCAACCCGUGAUACAGUAACGUUGACCAAUUCCUCAGUGUUUUGUCUCCCCACAAGAAUUUACGGACCUUUGCUACCAGGUCACCACGCUUUGCUUUUAAGUAGAUCUUCUACCUCAGUAACAAGAUUAUUUGUUUUGCCAGGAGUUAUUGAUUCUGACACAGUUGGGGAAAUAAAAAUCAUGGCUUGGACCCCACAGCCCCCCUGCGUGGUCCCAGCAGAGACCAAAAUAGCCCAGCUUGUACCUUUUCCAGCAGCCCCCUUAUCCACACCCCCGAUAGCUAAUCAGAGGAGAAGCGAGUUUGGUUCAACGAGAGUACCACAAAUUUUUUAGACCCAGCACAUAACUCCUGAACGUCCUACGUGCAGAUGUAAGGUGUCUCUGAGAGGUAAAGAGUUAAUUUUAACCAGAUUGAUUGACACAGGCGCAGAUAUCAGUCUUAUCUCCCAAAAUCAAUGGCCUAAUGAUUGGCCAUUAAUGCCUGUCCCCCAGGUCCUCUCAGGGGUGGGUAGAAACAGUCAAAGCUAUCAAAGCCAACACCUAGUACAGAUCACAGGGCCUGAAGGCAGGGUAGCAACUGUCAGGCCUUAUGUGUUGUCUGCGCCGCUGAUUUUAUGGGAGAGAGAUGUUUUGUCUCAAUAGGGAAUUUUCAUACAGUCAAAUUUUGUAUAAGGGUCAUUAGAGCGCGCGAGACCCCCAAACUGACUUAGAAAUCCUCUGAUCCAGUUUGGGUAGACCAAUGGCCCAUGUCAUUAGAAAAACUGCGCAUUUUACAAGAACUUGUAAAGGUACAGCUAGAAAAGGGACACAUAGUCCCAUCUAAUAGCCCUUGAAAUUCACCAGUGUUUGUAAUCAAAAAGCAGUCUAGAAGGUAGAAGCUAUUGCAUGACUUGAAGAAAAUAAACGAGGUAAUUGAGGGAAUGGGGCCCCUACAGCCAGGCCUCCCUUCCCCUUCUAUAAUUCCUAGAAAUUGGCAUUUAACAGUAAUUGAUUUAAAAGGUUGUUUUUUUGACAUUCCUCUGCAUCGAGAUGAUGCACCCAAAUUUAGCUUUUCUGUGCCGAGCAUUAAUAUGCAGGCACCUCUAAAUCGAUAUCAUUAGUUAUCACUUCCCCAAGGAAUGCAAAAUAGCCCAAUUUUGUGUCAGUAGUACGUGGCAAAAACCCUGAGCCCGAUACGAGAACAAAUGCCUGAUGUUCUCUUUUUAUCAUUAUAUAGAUGACAUUCUUAUUUCUGCAAAAACCGUGAGUCAUAUAGAAGAAGCAGUGCAGGCUGUCUGCCAAGCUGUUACCUCAGCAGGCCUCACCAUUGCUUCUGAAAAGGUUCAAAAGACAUCUCCCUAGAAAUAUUUGGGCUAGCGAAUAAGCAUGCAUUCUAUUUCUACACAACCCUUGCAAAUCUCAACUGAAAUCAAAACUUUACAUGAUACACAGAAGUUGCUAAGAACAAUAAAUUGGGUCCGUCCCUUGCUUAGGAUUUCAAAUGCAGAUUUAGAGCCAUUGUUUGCCCUCCUAGGAAGAGAGCCUAACCUCUUAUCACCCAGACACUUAAACAAAGAAGCACAAAUUGCGCUUCAAAAAGUAGCUGAUACUAUCUCUCAAAGGCAAUCAGCUAGGUAGGCUCCAGAGUUGCCUUUGUGGCUAAUUAUUCUGAAUCCUAAUAAACAGCCUUAUGCAUUAAUAUUUCAGUAGGACUCAGAAAAACCAGAUCCUCUUCUAAUUAUCGAAUAAGUCUUUUUGCCUAACAAUAUGCCCAAGACUAUUUCCAUGCAAGAUGAACUUAUAGCCAUGUUGAUUGUCAAGGCUCAGCAAAGACUGACCUCUUUAGCUGAGAAAGAUUUUGAUAUUAUCUAUCUACCUCUCACAAUGUUUUAUUUGAAUUAGUUGCUACAGAUGUCUGAAAAAUUGCAAAUUGCUUUAACAAUUACCCAGAGCAGAUAUCUAUCCAUCUGCCUAAACACAAAUUAUUAAGUUCGUCUUUUAAUUUAAUCCCCAAGCCAAAGAGAAGUAAGACUCCCUUGCAAGCUAUGACAAUAUUCACAGAUAAGUCUGAAAAAACCCGUAAAUCAGUGAUUGUAUGGAGGGACCCUGAAACUGGAACUUGGCAAUCUGAUAUUGCUGUGGUUGAAGGGUCUCCACAAAUAGUAGAAUUAGCUGCUGUUGUCAGAGUGUUUCAGAAAUUCAGCACACCUUUUAAUCUGAUUACUGACUCCGCAUAUGUUUCAGGUAUUGUACAGAGAGCAGAGAAUUCUGUUUUGAAAAAUGUUAAAAAUGACAUUCUUUUUUCCUAGUUAAAACUGCUGGUCUCUCUGUUAGACCAGAGGACGGCUCCUUACUUUGUGAUGCAUAUCAGGUCACAUUCCAAUCUACCGGGUUUUCUCACUGAAGAAAAAGGACCCCGCUGGAUUCCGGCAAAAAACGUGAAGCCGUUCCGAGAACCUCUACCGACAGCUGACGGAGGCCAAGACGCCACUGCCACCGAGCCCCCGAGAGAGGAAGAGGAGGAGGAACCCCACUCAGACUGCAGUUGAUGACAUCCUUUGUUCUAUCGAGAAAGGAAACUGUGAACUUUUAGGUUUGAUGUCUGUGUGAAGGGUGUGGGAAUUGGUGAUAUCACAGAGCCCUUUUUGGCAAAAGCGUAAUGUAAAACAGGUAUAAAUCCAUUGAAUUUUUUGUUAUAACUGACCACCAAAAAGGUAGGCCUUGAACGAGGACCAAAAGGAGAUAAGCUAAAAAAGGUUUUGUUUUCUUUUUUUUUCCUUUUACCACAACAUAGUUCUAAACAAACAAACAAAGGCACCAUGGAGUUAAAUCGAAUGCUAUACUUGUUAGCAUUGCUUGCCUUUUGUAGCACUGCCUGGCCUAUUAAUCAACCCAAAACAAAUGUUUGGAUAACUCUGGCUAAUGCAACCAAACAAGAUACCUUAUGCCUGGCCACUGCAUCCCCAGAAAAUCCAUUUUCAACCUGUUUAGUCGGUUUGCCAUUAGAUGGCUGGCCAAUACCAGAAAUUACCAAAAGCAUAGUACAGAGCUCAAAUCCUGUUGAUACAUGGGAUCAGUAGACUCCUUACCUUCCAAUAACACCCUUGGAGCCACAAGAAUUAGAACUCCUGGGUUCUGUAAAAAUGGAUUUUUGUGUUAAUUUUGAUUACACAGGAAAAAACCAGUCAAAAGCCUGGGAUGUUUCUCCCUAUCACCCUGCAUAUAAAAUCAGACCUCUUGGUGCAAUUACACUUCUGGCAGCCCUUCUAAAUCCAGUAAUGCCCCACUGUAGCUGCCAUCAGGAAUGUUUCUGAUUUGUGGGGAUCGGGCCUGGGCUGCUAUCCCCUCACACAUAAAGGGAGGUCCCUGUAGUUUGAGACAACUGACUGUGCUAACACCUAAUAUAUCCAUGAUUUUACAGCACAAGUAUCCCCACAGAAUAAGGCACACUCUGCAUGCAUUUGAUGAAUACUGCGAUGAUAAAUUGUCUUUGUGGUCUGAGACCCAGAUAAAUUUGGCUUCUUCGCUUUUGCCAGGAAUGGCUGCAAAAAAGGCCUUAAGUCAAUUAAAUAAGGUAGCCUGCUGGCUGGCAAAGCAGACAAAUGCCACCAGCUCAGCUUUAUCAAAUUUAUUAACAGAUGUUGACAGUAUAAGACAUGCUACCCUUCAAAACCGUGCAGCCAUUGACUUCAUCCUCCUUGCUCAGGGCCAUGGAUGUGAAGAUUUCGAUAGAAUGUGUUGUAUGAAUCUUUCUGAUCACUCAGAAUCUAUCCAUAAAAGCAUUCAGCAGCUAAAAGAUAGCGUAUUUAAAUUAAAGGUAGAAUCUGGAUCUUGGCUAGAUAACUUGUUUAGUGGCUGGGGUUUGACACCCUAGCUAAAAGAUUUUCUUAGGAUAGGAAUGCAUGUAAUGAUUUUAAUAAUAAUUGUAUUAGUUAUGAUACCUUGCUUGCUUCAAUGUGUGCAAAGAUUAGUUAAUAAAGCCAUCAAGGGGGUAUUCUUGGUUAAUACAGAAGGGGGAGAUCUGGGAAUACACAAGACAGAGAGUCAAACAGACUUGAUUAGCAUAUCUGGUUUGAUAACCAAGAUGCCAUGGCAGGAACAAACAGAACUGUGAAAAUUACAGGAGAUGGGAUUACACCUGCUUACGGGAAGAGAGAAGAUUCAAUCAACUUCUGCAAGCAAAGAGUUGUUGUAAAAUGCAUGAGUUUUCUGUGUGAUUUUUAACCUGAUUAUUGUAGUAGAAAUGAUUAACCUGUCUGAAACAGUAUAUAAGCUUUUGGAAAACCUGAGUAAAAUCGAAUUCUGAUCACCGAAUCAGUCUUCCCGUCUCUCAUAAUCGCCAAUAGGAAAUGAGUGACAUCUGUCUGCCACAGCUGGCAGCUGUUAAGUCUUCGGGGAUAGAACUGGGGGCUGUGGUAGUCUGAAAAGCCAGUUAGAAAAGGCUAGACACCAUUAGGCCAGUCACACUGAAAAGGCUAAACAAAUUUGUUAAUUUGUUUAAAUCUUGCAAUAUAAACCCACAUAACCCGUUUAUUGCAAUUACAAAGUCAGAUAAACUGUUCACAGUAUAACAUAAUCCUUACUGCAAUUGUACUUGUUCUUAUGCUGCAAAACUGUGUAAUUAUUGUUUCAUUUUUAAACUGUUAAUUGUCAUAUGUCAUAUUUCUCUUCUCACAUUUUAACGAAAAAAGGGUGAAUUUGUGGAAUUACAUUUUAUUGACAUGGUAUGCUCUGGCUCACCCCUGGAAAAUGUAUGGUUUAUCCCAAGUCUGUAACCUCCCUGCAGUAUCGUGUCUCUGUAACCCCAUUGGCUGAAGAAUCUUACCGCGCCCGCUUCGAAACUCUGUGUUAAGAGUGUAGGGAGUUUCCUCUUUUCCCUGGAGGCCUCUGGAGGCUCUGCUCCUCUCCCCUUCCCCCUCUCCCCCUCCUCUCCC